AUGUCGACAAAGCCUGUCGAAUAUGUGUAUGCCCUCUACAAUUUUGAGGCGGAAAAUCCAGAUGAAGUGAGUUUCAAGGUCGGUGAGCGUGUCCUGGUAGUGGAGAAGGACGAUGCCUACGGCGAUGGUUGGUUCCAAGGCACGAAUGAGCGUGGAGAGACGGGUCUCUUUCCGUUCUCGUAUACGACGUACGACGAGGCUGCGGCACGUAUGAUGCUGAAUAGCGCUACAUCACAGGCUCCGGCCGAUAAGGAAGCAACGAAGGAGCGGUCUACUACCGCAGUGGAGCCCGAUGCCACCAGCAAGGCCGCCCCGACGACGCAAACGAAUGAGGACGCGACCAAAGAGCGUCGCACUGAUGACGUGGCGCUUGGCAGUAUCGGUGCAGCGGCGCUGGGCGCCGGCGGUGCUGGUGCUGGUGCCGCGGCCGCCUCUGCGACCCAGGGCCCGGCUAAAUCCAGUGGCGUUCUGCACUCGACGAUGAACGAUAUCGAUAAUGCGUUGUCGGAGCUCAAGACGUCGUCCCCUGUCAUCCCUUCGGCGGCCGAGGAGGACGAAGAUGACGAUGGGAGUGAGAAUGGAUUUGUCGGCCAUGCGGCUGCGCGAGCAGAGCUUGCGAAGAAAGCGCGCAUGAGCCUCGCACAGCAGGCGCAGGCGCAGGCAGAAGAACAAGGCGGCGCAUGGAAUGCAUCGCAUGGACUCGGUGAGCCUGGCAGCAUCUCCAAUGCCAAGCGCAUGAGUCUGGGUGGCACAGCACCGGGCGUGACGCCGCUGGCCAUGCUGGAAAUGAGUGAUGAGAGUGAGGACGAAGAAGAUGCGAUGUCUGCGACGCCCGCAUCGCCCACUCGAACGACUGCUGAACCCGUUGUGCCGGUCGUGCCCAUUGUGCCACCCAAGGCGGCGCCUGGUGCGAAUGAGACGACUGCGCCUGUGACCACGAUGCCGCUGGUCACGCGCUCGGAUGUCACAGAGCCUGUGAAGCCGGCUGAGUCGGAGCCUGUGAAGCCAAUGGAGGCUGUGAAGGACGAGCCUGCGAAGCCAGCGGAAUCGAUCCAGCCUGAGCCUGCGACGGUGGUCCAGUCCGAGCCGGUGAAGGUGGUCCAGCCUGAGCCGGUGAAGGUGACGCAACCCGAGCCUGCGAAGGUGGCCCAGCCCGAGCCGGUGAAGGUGACGCAACCCGAGCCUGCGAAGGUCGCCCAGCCCGAGCCCGUCAAGCCUAUGGCGUCGGCGCAACGGGAGCCUGUCAAGCCUACGCCGUCCGUGCAGCCGGAGCCUGUCAAGGCCGUCGAUCCGGAGCCAGCGGUCUCGACGAUGGACGAGGACGAGGAUACGCAUGAAGUGAGCAUUCCUGGCAGCUUCUCGAUGGACGAGCCGAUCCGAAAAGCGGCGCCGCCCAAGCCGGUAGCCACAGCGCGUACGACCACGAGCCGUGUGCCUGUGCCGUCGGCAGCCACAGCGCCGUCCGCCACGGCGCCAAGUGCUACGAUGCCGACGACGGACCCGAUGACGUGGAGUGUCGAGGAGGUGGUCCAGUGGGCCAAGGCGAAGAAAUACGAUGACCAAGUGAUUGAGAAGCUGGCCGAGCAUGAAAUCAGCGGUGAUGCGCUGCUGGCGAUGGAUAUCAAUAUGCUCAAAGAGAUUGAUAUCGUGGCGUUUGGCCGUCGAUUCCACGUGGCCAACGGUAUCAAGGAGCUGCGUGAGCGUGGCGUCGCAACGAGUUCGGCGCCGCUCUCGCCGAGUGUACAGAGCCCCCCACCGGCAUGGGCACAGGUGCCUACGUCGCCGCCGCCGAUGACGGGGAGCGCGCCGAUCCCCGCGCCGAUCACAGUGCCGUCGUCGGUCGGCACGCCCGUCACAGAAAAGAGCCUGGACUUGCGCGAGACAGCGACGUCGGCCUCGGCGGUGCAGAGCACGCCGCCUGUCUCGAGGACGCUGGCCUCGGAACCUUUGUACCUCUCGCCUACGCACCGUACGCAGCUGGCGCCGCCCGCGUCGUGGUCGUCGAUGAAGGCAGCGACGCGGUUGCCAUGGGACAAGGAUGUGCCUGUGUCAGCGCCCCUCUCGUCGUCAACGACGACGUCGUCGUCGCCGCUGCCCUUCUCGGCGCCUGUAUCGACGUCGACGCCGCCCAAGGUGCCGAGCUCAGUGCCGACAGUCAUUGCAGUGCCAUCGGCGUCGACGACAUCGGCCACUGACCUGCCAGGCGUGCCGCGGCGCAUGGCCGACGAUAAUCAGCAACGCCCUGCGACGCCGCCCAAGCCUUCGCAAAGCCCCUUGUCGAGCCCUGUGAUGGUGUCCAAGCCGAUGCCUUCGGUGCCGCAGGACACGGCGGCGCAGGCGCCCCAGCCUGUUCCCUUGCCGACGCCGGUGACAGAGUCGGCGCCUGCGCCCCCGUCGCCGAGCCCCAAGAUGGAGUCGCGCUCGCGAUUCCCGUUGCUGUCGCCCCGCCCGAAGCAGACGCAGGUCUCUGCUCCGAGCGGCGCGGCUCCGAGCAAGAGCCAGAUUUCGGCGCCGAUGCCGGUCGGCACAACCACUGCCGCGGCCGCGGGCGUGGGCAGCGGAGCGGCGGCGGCGACCGCCAGCACCACGACGGUCCUCAGCAAAAUUGGCCCGGUGGACAAGCAGGGAUGGAUCAAGAAGCGUGGCGAGCGCUACAAUACAUGGAACGCACGCUACCUGGUCCUGCAAGGCAACGACCUGCUGGUGCUGCGGGAUCCCAAUGCCGUCAAAGUCAAGAGUCAUAUUCCAUUGCGUGGCUACAAAGUGUACGCCGACGACCCUUCCACGGGCCGUCAUGGCUUCAAGAUCUUGCAUGACGCCGAGCGGACGCACCACUUCAGUCACGAAGAUCCGAAGGAGCUGCGUGCAUGGAUGAAGUCGGUCAUGAAGGCGACGAUAGGGCGCGAUACCUCGCAGCCAGUCAUUUCGUCGUACAGCAACCCGACGAUCUCGCUGGAGGAGGCCCAGCGUCGACGUCCUCGCCCGCCCAGCCCUCAUCACCCCUCGUCACGUGGGCAGGCGGACAGCCAGGCCGCCCCGACGGGCCUCGCUUCGCAUACGCCUACGUUGUAA
Molecule: messenger RNA, 3072 nt
Organism: Malassezia pachydermatis
Lineage: Eukaryota; Fungi; Basidiomycota; Malasseziomycetes; Malasseziales; Malasseziaceae
Product: boi1-bem1 protein-binding protein
Exons: 1
Coding region: 1-3072 (1023 amino acids)
Biological process (GO): retrograde transport, endosome to Golgi; receptor recycling; endosome organization
Cellular component (GO): trans-Golgi network; early endosome; recycling endosome
Molecular function (GO): protein binding
Source: RefSeq, a predicted model, not a curated record